Molecule: messenger RNA, 4147 nt
Organism: Apis mellifera (honey bee)
Lineage: Eukaryota; Metazoa; Arthropoda; Insecta; Hymenoptera; Apidae
Product: zinc finger protein 2 homolog
Exons: 9
Coding region: 668-2449 (593 amino acids)
Cellular component (GO): nucleus
Source: RefSeq, a predicted model, not a curated record
CACGGAAGGCGCCCGAAAACGCGUCGGAAAAAGGCAUCGGGGGCAGCGCGCGUUCGUGUCGCCCAUUGUUAUCCUCGUCGCGUGUAAUGGCUACCGUAGAGUUUGUUGACGGUGUUCGGUCUGCUUGUUCGUGCAUCGGCCUAUCCUGAGCCACGGUACGCGCCGACGUGGCCCAACCUUACGGAAAUAAAAUCGAGAAGAGCUUUACGCCAAGGUACCGCCAAUUUUAUGCAACCGAGAAACCCGCGCUUCGUAUACCAGUCGCCGCAACCGCCACCGCGCUUGGACGACAUGAUCUGCGCGGGUCAACGCUGUUCGUUGACAAGCGUGUAACUCAAAACUGAUUUCACGGCAUCCUGAAGAGGAAAUAUUGUAACGGCGUUGUGUUUAGUGUUAAUUUUAGCAGGAUCUAACGUACUAAAAAAGUGUAUCAAAGCUCUAAAUCGAUCGCCAUUGAUUUUCCGCCACGACCACGGCCCUACCGACACGAGGAACUUGUUCUCGGAUGUUGUAUAGGACGAAAUAUUUAAAUCAUUUAUUAAAGUAUCACGAUCAUCAGGAUUAGUGUGACCAGCUGCGCGGCAUUCCGCGCCGCAGUCAUGGCAACUAGAAGACCAUCCGUUUGGCACCCAGGCAUGUAACCCGCGGCGCCCGUGUAGACUAUCACAUGGUCAAAGGCAACACAUCAAUGGCCCUAGAAUCAAAUGGCAACAACGUGGUGUGGUUGAACACAACCCGUCCUGAUCAAAUACAACAGAGCCAACCAAUCGAGCAGCCAGUGAAGUGUUCCAUGUUUACUCAAACCGAGCAAACCAAUAGUUUUACUCAGACGGAGCAGAGCAAUUCAAGCUACGGCGAUCAGAGACAGCAGCAAGCAGCCAUGUUUGAUCCACAACAAAUACAGCAGCAACAAGCUGCUCAAGGUCAACAAUCGCAGCAGCAACAAUCUCAACAGAUGUAUGUUACGACAGACAAGAAAGAGGACAAAUCCCAGCAGCAAUCAGCAACUGCGGACUUCCCUUUCUAUUACAAUGUCAACAUGCUUCAAAAGGUUCAAACAAAUGCGGUGAGCACAAUUGGUGCGAUCACAACUGACGACAAGGGUUGUUAUCGUUUUGAUGUGCAACCUGUCGGUUAUAACACAUUAUUGAAUCAGAUGAGUAUUGCGGCUGCUACCAAUGCGACCUUCAAAUGUGACAUUUGUGGUUUGGUCUUUGGACAUAUGAGUUUGCUGAAUCAUCACAAACGGAUUCAUAAUACAACACCUAGUAAUCUUCAACAACAACCACAACAAGUUGUUGUACAAACACCUACAACAGUUACUGUUGCAACUACACCAGAAAGACCAUAUACCUGUGAUGUGUGUGGAGCUUGUUUUGCAUUACCAGGAGAAUUAAAGAGCCAUAAGACAAAUAUGCACCAAAAGCCAAAAGUGCAAAUUUGCGAAGAUUGUGGCAGUGAAGACCCCUGUGAACAUCAUCCUACAAAAAUUAAAAAAACUAUCAAGCCUGGUCAUCAUCCUGUGAAACGAAGGGGUGUUACCAGUGUAACUAAAUGCCAUAAAUGUAAUGGCACAGGAAUAAUUUUUAUUGGUAAACACGACGAAAAACUAGAUUCUGGAAUCAGUUCCCUCGCAAAGUGUGGCGGCUGCAAGGCAACAGGCCGCAUCAUCAUAGGAAGUGGUAAACAGAACAGUCAAAAUCAAGCAGAGAAGCCAUUUCAUUGUAAUGUGUGUGAUGGAACAUUCUCCAGAUAUUCGUCACUUUGGUCCCAUAAGAGACUCCAUUCUGGAGAUAAACCAUUCAAGUGUGAAGUUUGUGGUUUGGCUUUUGCAAAAGCUGCCUAUCUAAAAAAUCAUGGACGAGUGCAUACUGGUGAAAAACCAUUCAAAUGUAGUGUUUGUGGUAUGCAGUUCUCGCAAAGUCCUCAUUUAAAGAAUCAUGAAAGAAUUCAUUCUGGUGAACGUCCUUAUCAGUGUGAAGUGUGUGAAAAAACAUUCGCCAGACAUUCAACUCUUUGGAAUCAUAGAAGAAUUCAUACCGGUGAAAAACCUUAUAGAUGUAAUAUAUGUGGUUCGGCCUUUAAUCAAGCUACACAUCUGAAAAAUCAUGCAAAAGUUCAUACUGGUGAAAAACCACACAGAUGUGAUAUAUGUGAGAUUGGAUUUUCCGACCGCUUUGCAUUAAAGCGUCAUCGUGCAAUUCAUGAAAAGUACGGUCAAACUGCUCGAAAUCAGAAUGCGAAUAAUCCAAGUAACGCACAGCAAGCGAAUGCGAGUAAUCAGCAGCAACAACAACAGCAACAACAGCAGCCCCAACAAGCUCAGCAAGGUCAACAGGUUGUUGUAGUGAAUGCCACAACUCCUGUUACAGUGAGUCAAGGUCAAGGGCAAGCGGUAAUGCUCGAAGAAGUCUACAAGUGUCAGGUGACCUUCCCAGAGCCUAAAUGAUUCAGCUAGAGAAUACCUUUCAGGAGCUGGUAAAGGGGUUAAUUUUUUAACCUUUUUAAACAAACAAAAUACUAAUUAACAUGAGAAUGCGAUACGUACAAACGUAUGUAAAAAAAAAAAAUAACAUAAAAGGAAAUGUGGAGAACAUUCAGGAAGAUGCAAGUUUCUGGAGUGACUGGCAGCACAUUUUCUGUGUAGAUUCUGUGGGAAGAUUAUUUGGUGACAGUCGGGUAUAUCUUAAAAAAAAAACGCAUGAAAAAGGGUAUCAUAAAAAGCAAAAAAAAAAAAAAAGUAAAGACUCAGCGAUAAUUUGCGCGAGUGAAUAAUUUUCGUAGGGCGUGACUAGGAAGAGUACGGCUCGUAAAAAAUCGGAACACUCUUCUGACCACCUUAAUAGCGAAAAAAAAUAUUUUGUGAAUGAAUACGAGACCAUAUUAAAGGAAAAAAUGAAGUAAUGAAAAAAAGAAAAGUAAUAAAUCUACUUUAUAUUUUCUCACUUGAGAUAGACACAUUACUUAGAAACAUUAACAUCGGAAUAAAUAGCAAAUUUCUUGAUUUUAAUGAUAAUAUAGUUUUUUUCUUCCAGUAAUUUGCAAACGUCGAAUUGCAAGCUAAUUUUUGUUUCUUUUUCUUAUAUUUUUUGGAAUCUAUCCUCGCUCUAAAGAAAGUUUAAUAAUAAUAAAAAAAAAAAAUUAUAAUGCAAUUAUCUAAGAUUUUAUGAUUCAUUGAAUAAUAAAAAUUGUAUGUGAUAGAAUGAAACUUGGCUAGACAGGAAGCAGCAGAAACUUGAUCAUUCUAAUUCUGAUAAAUUAUGCAUACUAUGCAUAUUUAUCAAUGACGUAGAUAAAUGUCAAUUUCAAGAACGAAUCUAAAAAUACAGGUAUUAAUAAGAUUAAAUAAAAAAAAAAAAGAAAAAGUCUUAUUUCAAAAGCCUGAACCUCGGCCCUUGCUUCUUAAAAUUUCACUAAAAAAAAAAAAGAAAGAAAGAAAGAAAGAAAGAAAGAAAAUUAGAUAUUAAAUUAUCUCGUUUCUUUUUAUCAAUUGAAAUUAAAAAUUGCAAAAAACAAAAAGUUAAAAAUUAAAAAAGAAAAUGAUAUGUAAAUUUUCAUCAAGAGAUAUAAUUAGUCAUUUUUACAUGUAUCUUUAUUUUUUGAAAUGGCAGUCGUGGUACGGAACGAUAUCGCGAUUUGAGCGAGCCCUCUUCCGUCCAGUCAUUCGGGAUCACAAUAAAAGAAUAAUUAUUGCGUUAUUGCAAUAACAACGACCACGAUUUAAAAAAAAAAAAAAAAUAAGAAAAGAAUGAAUGACGACAAAAGUAACACAAGAAAAAAAAAUUUCUAUCUCACACGGAGCUGCAAUAAAUAAUAGUGAAUAUCGACGGGCAGACUAAUCUGUUUUAUAAUUUUAAGGCCGUGAACUAUAAUGGAUAUCAGUUACUAAAAUAGUUGCUAGUUUGUAACGGCAAAAUAGCUGGCUAGAGAUUAUCUAUACAAUAUAUACAUAAUUAAUUUUUAUAUCCCCAUUUGUUAAGAGCGAUGGCCAAACCCCGUCGCUGCGAAUUCUUAAAAUAGCAGUGAAUCAGAAAUCGAUUCGAUUGAUUGUAACUUAAAAAAAGAAAUAUCGGCGGUUUUCCACAGCUCCGACUGGUCGGUAACUUGUGGUACCGGCGAUGAUUAGGAUAACACUUAUGCCAUUUUG